AUGGCUGACGUUUCUGGUAGCAGUAUCGAUUUCCGGGUGACUUCACUUCUUACAGAGCACUUUGGGUUUCCUCCAUUGGCUUUAGUAGACGAUGUGAUAAACGCCGUCAACGAGAUCAUGUAUAAGUGCACUCUGGGGGUUGAAUCGUAUUUACAGGAACGAAAAGAGCAUGCUUUGAAAGCAGGCAAGGAUUCAAGUGAUGUGUUCAGACUUGUGACGAGCGAUGAAAUCAAAAUAGGCACAGCUAAGUUGGAGACGUUAUUGGAGAGUCAGGUAGAUCGCAAUUUCGACAAGUUCGAGUUGUACACGUUGAGAAACAUAUUUACGUUGCCACAUGACCUUGUAGAAGACGGCUGGAUUAAGUUAAAGCAUCACGAAGGCAUUGAGUUUACAGAUAAAGCUUCUUUGCGAAAACUGGAACUUGACGAGAAAAUCUCGUCCUUAGUAAAUAACAUAAGGCUCGAAGCGCAAUUGCGCAAGAUAUUGAAACUCCAGAUCAUCAAAGCACGCAAAGUGAUAAAGAUAUUGCGACUCUUCAGAAACAAUUUGGGUAAUACUGACAAUACCAACAGCAGUAAACCACAGCUUUCGCCAAAGGCGCGUGAAGCAUUGAAGUCGUUGUCUCCCAUUGAUGAGACUCUCUAUUUCUUGCUUCAGCAGGUGGAUGAUUUAAUUUCACAGACAAAUAGACUUUCAGAAAAGUUGAAGCUCUCCGGCUCGAACCAGAUCCAGUUUUUGCCGAAUCUUCGAGACAGGUAUAUCGACAGCAAAUCAAUGGAGAUAUUACAG
Molecule: messenger RNA, 789 nt
Organism: Scheffersomyces stipitis CBS 6054
Lineage: Eukaryota; Fungi; Ascomycota; Pichiomycetes; Serinales; Debaryomycetaceae
Gene: MTW1
Product: MIND complex subunit
Exons: 2
Biological process (GO): protein localization to kinetochore; mitotic sister chromatid segregation; kinetochore assembly
Cellular component (GO): chromosome, centromeric region; nucleus
Source: RefSeq, a predicted model, not a curated record